Messenger RNA from Paracoccidioides lutzii Pb01, 279 nucleotides. RefSeq lists its product as hypothetical. Bases 1 to 279 code for a protein of 92 amino acids. The record is from RefSeq and is a predicted model, not a curated record. The transcript is spliced from 3 exons.
AUGGCUGGCGGGCUGUUUUGCGAUACUCCUAUUCAAAAGCGAGGAGUAGGGGGACUGCGUCUUACCGGACUGGCGUUCUAUGUUGGCGCCUGGUCGUCGUAUCGCCCUCAUACAGACUACGAACCCCCGCGGGGGGGGGCACUUGUGGAAAGUGAGGAAGAAGAGGGAUGUGAUGCAAAACGAACAGAAAAGGUUGCUAGUGCCGGAAGGAAACAUGAUUUGCUUCCCGACCCUGGCGGAUAUGGUCAAUCAGCGGUAAAAGGAGUAACCGCUGAAUAG